Messenger RNA from Puma concolor (puma), 982 nucleotides. The record is from RefSeq and is a predicted model, not a curated record. NCBI's taxonomy places the organism in Eukaryota, Metazoa, Chordata, Mammalia, Carnivora, Felidae.
AUGGAGGUCGUGGGGGCCGAAGGGCCAGGCCCAUUGCGCUUUGCAGCGCGGCACCGGCCCGCGCCUUCCAGCUGCCAGAUCCGGGACCCUCCCAUUGCCCUUUGGGACAUUGAGACAGGACAGCAGACGGUGGGUUUUGCCGGACACAGUGGAGAUGUGAUGUCCCUGUCGCUGGCCCCUGAUGGCCGCACCUUUGUGUCAGGUGCCUGUGACGCCUCCAUCAAGCUGUGGGACGUUCGGGAUUCUAUGUGCCGACAGACCUUCAUUGGCCACGAAUCAGACAUCAAUGCCGUGGCUUUCUUCCCCAAUGGCUACGCCUUCACCACGGGCUCUGAUGAUGCCACGUGCCGCCUCUUUGACCUGCGGGCCGACCAGGAGCUCCUCAUGUACUCCCACGACAACAUCAUCUGCGGCAUCACCUCUGUUGCCUUCUCCCGCAGCGGCCGGCUGCUGCUCGCUGGCUACGACGACUUCAACUGCAACAUCUGGGACGCCAUGAAGGGUGAUCGUGCAGGUGUCCUUGCUGGCCACGACAACCGCGUGAGCUGCCUUGGGGUCACUGAUGAUGGCAUGGCUGUGGCCACAGGCUCCUGGGACUCCUUCCUCAAGAUCUGGAACUAACAGCUGCCACCCCACUGAGCCCAGGCCAGGAGGGGCCCUGCCCAUGCCCACACUACAGACCGGGAGCUUUGGGGCUGGGUGCACACCAAGCCCCCCUCCCUGGGCCACCGGGCCUUGGGUCCCUGCUCCCCUACCCAGGUUUGGUUCCUCCCGGGGGCCCCCACUGUGGAGAUGAAGAUGGGAUAGAAUGGGGGGAGAGGAGGGGCAGAAAGCCCUCAUCCUUUUGCUGCCCUGGGGUUGGGGCCUCAUCCCUCUGGAGGGCCAGAGGCAGGAGGUAGAAACUCCAGGGGCUGGCUUUUUUAAAACUGGUUUUAUUUUAAUUUUUAUUAUAUUUUCAGUUUUUCCAUAAAGGAACCAAUUC